AUGAAGAAAGCAUCAAGCAGAAGCCAAAGAGGAAGCAAAGGUAUCAAAGGGAAGCAUAUCCUGCAGAUAUGUGUUCUUCUUGGAGUUUGCAUCUGGUUAAUCUAUCAAGUCAAGUAUUCUCAUGACAAGAAGAAGGAGUUCUACGAGAAAGAUGGCGAUAAAUCUACUGUGUUGUCAUCAGAGAGCAAAGACGGAUUGGUGAAGCUUGGGAGAAAAGAUCUUCUUCCAGGUUACCACAACCAGAACGAGAAGGAGAAGCACGUGGAGGAAGAUGACGAUGAAGAAGAGAAAGAGAGCAAGAGUAAAGUAGAGAAUGGUAAUCAUGAGGAGGAAGAGAAGGAAGAAGAAGAGGAAGCAGCUGAGGAGGAUGAAGAAGAGAAGAAUAAGCAAGGAGAGGAAGUACCUGAGGAGGAUGAGGAUGAAAACAAGCAUGAAGAAGAUGAGAUUGAUGAACAAGACCGAGUUAAAACUGGAGGAGAUACUGAUGAGAAGGGUGAUGAGUUAUUUGAAGAAGAGAAGGAAGGUGGAUCAAACGAGAGAGAUGAGAAAGAAAAAGAUACUGUGGAUGAAGCACGCGAGGAGCAUUACAAGGCUGAUGAUGCGUCCAGUGCAGUGUCACACGAGGCUCGAGUACUCAAGACUGAGAAGUUGAAAGAAAGUCCUGAAACAGCUCAGGAGAACAAUGCCAAUGCCACUGCAAGAGAGGUAGAGGCUCAGAAGGAGCCUGUCUUGAAGUCAGGAGAAGCUGAAAGCGGCGAUUCUGUGGAGAAAGCAACCAAAGACAGCGAACCAUCCAUUUCCGAAACAAAAAGCGCGGUAACUGAGUCCACAGGUGAAACAGUUCAUGGCAAUUCGACAGAAGCAAUUCUUGAAGCUUCAGGGUUUUUGAAGAAUGAAACAGAAAUCAUGCAAGAACGCAGUCAAGAAGAUGGUACACCUGAGCUACAGACUGUCUCUAAACUUGAGCAAACCCUUAAUGGUUCUGAUCCCAACAUUACCAACAAAGAUUAUGAGUUCAAGAACUCAACUUCGGAGACUUCUGUUAUUGAGAAUAUCUCAGGCUUGAACACAACUGAGGUGAAUGAGAAUUCAAGGUCUGAAGGUGAUGAUGAAAUAGGUGAAAAGGAAAGUGCAAACCUUUUUUCCGCAGAGCAAAUGGAGGACACGGAUGAUACUCCAGAAACCACAAUAUUGCAAGAGGAGAGAGAAGCUCUCACUGAUCCACAGACUCUGCCGGAUAUAAGAAUAGAAGGGAAUGAAGAAGAUGAAGAAGAAGCGAUGGCAGCAGAGUGA
Microthlaspi erraticum is the source of this 1293-nucleotide messenger RNA. The record is from the annotation of a GenBank genome assembly. Lineage: Eukaryota; Viridiplantae; Streptophyta; Magnoliopsida; Brassicales; Brassicaceae.